Fonsecaea erecta is the source of this 510-nucleotide messenger RNA. RefSeq lists its product as hypothetical. The record is from RefSeq and is a predicted model, not a curated record. The transcript has a single exon. The coding region runs from base 1 to 510 and encodes 169 amino acids. Lineage: Eukaryota; Fungi; Ascomycota; Eurotiomycetes; Chaetothyriales; Herpotrichiellaceae.
AUGGCCACUGAUCCCGCCGACCCUCCAGCCCUCCGCUUCCUCGACACUCUCCUCCCCUGCACCUUUCUCCUCUCCACGUUGGGAUCGCUCAUCACCUUCACCACCGCGGUGGGCAUCUUUGGGGGACCGCGGCGGUACUUCAGCGAGAUCCAGGUCUUCAUCGCCCUCGCGUGGUUGUUUUUCAUGUUGUCCCUGGCCAUGGCCACGGUGACCAGCAUGGCGCUGACUUUCCACCGACGGCACGUGCGAGAUGCGUUUGAACGAGGGUACAAGUCCUGGCGUGGCGGGGCGGGGAAUCGCACGGCGGGUGAAAGGUCGGUGGUCUUUGGCAUUGUGGUGCUGGGCCUGGGAGGCAUGUGGCUGAUGUUGCUUGAGUGUCUGGCCUUUGUAUUUUUGAGUCUGUCGAUCGCAGCAUACAGCCUGGCCGUGGGAUGGAUCGGCUUCGUCGUGUCGGCCGGCAUGAUGAUUCUUACCGUGGUAUUCUGGGUUCUGAUGGGACAGAGAGAUUGA